Molecule: messenger RNA, 2241 nt
Organism: Guillardia theta CCMP2712
Lineage: Eukaryota; Cryptophyceae; Pyrenomonadales; Geminigeraceae
Exons: 1
Coding region: 1-2241 (746 amino acids)
Source: RefSeq, a predicted model, not a curated record
AUGACCCUGAGUGGCUUCAGGCUCCUUUUCAACGAGACCACCUGCGUCUCCAAGCACAUACUGCACGAGAUCAACACCUUCUUCUUUGUGGUCAUGGAGCCUUUCCUGAGCUCGGACGUGAACGAGCAGCUAAGGUUUACGAGGAAGCAGGAGGGUCUGAUGUUCUCACUGGGAAUCCCUCAGCACAUGCAGCUGAUCGUGUUGAGAAGGAUCAUCAGUGAGUUCCAGAACCCGCGCCGCGACAAGGGCGAGUGGUUCGACUUCGAUGUCAUCCUGAGGGAUUGCAUGAUGGAGCUCAUGUUUGCGGACCUCUCGGUGCAGACUCUGGUCUCCUCGUAUGUGAGCAACAUCACAUACGACACGGUCAUGUAUGUCAUGUUCCGGUCUGCGAUGCGCCUGUUGCAGGUACCGGAUUCGUACUCCCUCCCCUUGUUGGUGAGGGUGGUGAGGGCGGGGGGUGUGCAGAAUGUCCCGGAACUGGAUGAGGCGGAGAGGGUCGCCAUGAUCGAGCUGAGGGAGUGGAUCAACGGGAGGCUGAAGUUCCUCGUGAUGGCCCGCGACCUCUACACCUCGAAACCCCGAGACCAGCCCGAUGCACAGCCUUACAGCUACCUGGGGAUCAACGAGAACUACACGAAUUCAGAGGGGAGGACGGUGUUCAUAGCCGACAACUGCCUGUUUGCCGAGGGUGUGGCAGAGGAGGACGAUGAGAGCAGCAAGAAUAUCUGGAACACAAUGAGGAACUUUAUCGUGAUGAUACCCGAGUUCCAGAACGCAUUCUCCAGCUUCCGCAUGCACAAGGAUGCGAUCACGCCCACCCUUUUGAAUCAGCUCUUCAACAUGAAGAAGAUCAAUCGAGAGUGUCUUGACAUGCUCUUCGGUAUCGACAAGCUGAAGUUCACUCGUAUCCUUGAGGCCCUGGGGGUGAACAUGUCUCUUGUGCCCCUUUGUUGGAAGAACAUGUCCCUGCAUUCUGCCUUGAGGGACGAGGGGAAUCGAAAUUCCAACGUGUUCAAUCUUGUCUAUGUGGGGAAGAAUUCGUGUGUGUUGACUGUCAAUAUGAUCGCCCUGGUGGUGUUGUCUCCCUUCUUCCAACCGGACAACAUCAACAUCCUACACCAGCUGCAGCAGAGGCAUACGACCUGCAAGGCCGUGCAGAUGGCGAUGGUCCAGAGGGUGCCGAGGGCGUAUUGGCCCAUGGGGAGCUUCCCGGUCAUGCAGGUCGAUCACCACGGCAAGUGGCUGAGGUUUGCCAUGCCCGCCGCGGAGAAGGUGCCAUACCAUGUGAGCCUGUUCCCUAGGGAUGACAGCAUCGACUGGUGCCACAAGGUGCCGAAGCUGAAUGGGAGCACCUCACAGCUCUAUCCCUUCUACGAAGAGGAGACGGCUGUGUGUGGGAGCGUGGUAGGCAUGGUGAAACGCAUGAAGGAUGGCAUGUCCCUCUCCGAUGAGAGCACACACAUUGACGACUACUUCGAGGUGAUCAGGAAUAUGGGGGAGGAGGUCACGCAUAGCUUCUUCAAUCUGGACAGCGAUAGCAAGGAGCGCUACAUAUUCUACAACGGAGGGCAGUGGAUACUGGUCCUGUUGGGCGGCAGUAAAGACGCGACCGUAUCUGUCUUUGACGAGGACGAGACGGGGGAGAACCUCAUCCUCAUGGAGGACAUAACCACUUCGGUGAGUGGCUUGCAUGGGGUGUUGAUGGGCCUGCAUGCCGUCCCCUUCCCUCGUAUAUUCACGGAGAGGCUGGUCUACGGCGGGCAGGGCUACCGCGGUUACUUCAGGGGCUUGCAGGAGUCCGACUGCAUCAGCGACUUUGGGGUGGUGAGAAGGAACAGUGAAGGUACGUGGCUGGACUCCGAGGGUGUCUAUUCAGUCGAGUUCUACGACGCGGUGUCGGGGGGACCACGGAUUGCGUCUGUCUCGGUCCUGCAUAUCGCCAAGGUGCUCGUUGGAGAGCUGCAGAGGAUGGUGGUCUCGUUCGACUCCUUCCCCAAGGGCAAGCUAUUCCUUCCAAGCCGUGAGGAAGACGGGCUGCUCUACGUCUAUAACUACCCGUCCAUCCGGCCUUCGGUGGCGGUGGGCAUGUCCUGCUACUCCAAUGGGAUCUACGAGGAGGCGCUGGAGACGAUGAUCUUCCACGUGAGGUACUGGAACCUCUUGCACGAGAAGAUAGGGACAGAGACGGACGAUGUCAUCAACGAGUGUGUCGCCUACUCCUCCAUUUGGGAGGUGAAUUGA